AUGGCCAUCUGUAACACUUGGAGGAGAAAACUGUUUACGACAUUCAGCUCUCGCGUAGCUCUGGUAAUGAUCUGGGCAGUAGCCUCCAUUGUACAACUUCCUGUGUUUAUCUAUUACGAAGAAUUCGUGGGUGAUCCUCCAUAUGACAUUAAGAUGUGUGGCACACAUUGGCCAACCUAUGACCUUCAGAGAGGUUAUUUUGUCAUUGCUCUGUUUUUGUUCUGUUACGCGCUGCCACUUGUCCUCAUUUUGAUUUGUUAUAUGAUGAUCACGAUUCGUGUGUGGAAUCGACACGCCCCUGGACAUUCAGCUAACAGUACCGGUGUCAUACAAAAAUCCAAAAUCAAAGUCGUCAAGAUGUUUGCUAUGGUUGUAACUUUAUUCACGUUAUCCUGGCUUCCACAAUACGUGAUGCGUUUUGUGUUUUAUUACUCACCUUAUCUGACUCGUGAUAUCGUUGACACGCUAUCAAGGUAUGUCAUCCCGACUCUUCAGUGGCUCGGCUUGUCAAACAGCUGCAUCAAUCCACUUAUCUACUGUCUUUUUAACAAAAAGUACAGAAGAGGAUUUAAAACUCUGUUGCGUUGUUAUCGCUAUGGGGACGCUUCACAUCAAAUUAUGAAACACCAAUCAACGAUAAAUAGUGGAGGGACGGCCUUGACCGAUUCGACCAGGCGGCCAACGCGAGUUUACUCGCCCGCCAAAUUCAUGUCAGUCGAAUAUUCCAAUGGCCAUAUGACGGUUUCGUUCAGAAAGGAUGACGAUGACACUUCCACAUCAGGCAGCUGA
Ylistrum balloti is the source of this 789-nucleotide messenger RNA. Its product is annotated as neuropeptide SIFamide receptor-like. Gene Ontology annotation, biological process: G protein-coupled receptor signaling pathway. Gene Ontology annotation, cellular component: membrane. The record is from RefSeq and is a predicted model, not a curated record. The transcript has a single exon. Lineage: Eukaryota; Metazoa; Mollusca; Bivalvia; Pectinida; Pectinidae. Bases 1 to 789 code for a protein of 262 amino acids. Gene Ontology annotation, molecular function: G protein-coupled receptor activity; peptide binding.